This is a messenger RNA of Acanthoscelides obtectus, 275 nucleotides long. The record is from the annotation of a GenBank genome assembly. Lineage: Eukaryota; Metazoa; Arthropoda; Insecta; Coleoptera; Chrysomelidae.
AAGACCUAAACACUCAUGGGGCAUCGUGUGGCUAUAGGGGGGCCACACGGAUUCUGGCGAGGGAACACGUGUGCAUGCAACAUGCACACAUUCUGGCCCUACCUACGAGAUCCGCCGUGUGGUACCUCCGCGUUCGACAGUCAGAGAUCGUCUACCACAUACGGAAAAUCACAACAUCUAUACCCAAGAGAAAAAUUCUCUUGGGACGGGAUUCGAACCCGCGCAGCGCACUGCGACUGAUUAGGCGACCGUGGCGCCUACCACUACGCCACCGC